Molecule: messenger RNA, 699 nt
Organism: Phytomonas sp. EM1
Lineage: Eukaryota; Euglenozoa; Kinetoplastea; Trypanosomatida; Trypanosomatidae
Source: the annotation of a GenBank genome assembly
GCAAUAUUUUAUUGCUAGUCAAAGUUAAAAAUGUUAGGCACGGGGACAUCAUCUUCCAAUAGCGGCCUUACAAACUCCUCUCAGCAGACCCUAAUUGAUAUAUCUGGGCUUAUGUUUAAGGCUAACAACAUCCGCUAUGUUAUUCUCAGUCGUGCUUGCCCCGCCGCCUUGUACGGCAGUGACAAGCAAUUCUGUACCUCUGAAAUGUUGCAUUGGGACCAAUAUCGCACUCAACACAAAAUUAAUGAUGGAACAGGGUCAAUAAUGAAGCUAUACCAGCCGCGAGGAAUUGCUUUUGAGGAGUUUUGCUUCAACGAUCCGCCGAUCGUUGAGGAGGGAGGGCUAAGGUUUAAGUCCAAGUCCUUGGCCGUGCGCCCAGAACCAGAAAGCACCUUUGUCCAAAACUUCUGUCCUGAAAUGCAGCAUUGGCUUGACUUCUGUGAGACUAAAGGAAUUCCUCUAGAAAAAGAUGGGGAAUCUAUUGCAGCACUGUUUAAACCUUUUUGCGGUAGAAAAUUACUGUUUUGGGAUCACAAGGACAAAUUCAUACGAUAUAUCGCACUGAGCGUUGCAAUCGCUCAUUUUGAUGAGGAUCAUCACUUUUACUGCUCUGAGAUGGAGCACUAUGAUGAUUAUAACGCUAUGAAGAAAAUAUCUAGCGAGACAUCGAUGAAGAAAACUUUUGGAAUACACGCUUAG